Xyrauchen texanus (razorback sucker) is the source of this 2150-nucleotide messenger RNA. Its product is annotated as Golgi reassembly-stacking protein 2-like. The record is from RefSeq and is a predicted model, not a curated record. Gene Ontology annotation, biological process: Golgi organization. Lineage: Eukaryota; Metazoa; Chordata; Actinopteri; Cypriniformes; Catostomidae. Gene Ontology annotation, molecular function: protein binding. Gene Ontology annotation, cellular component: Golgi apparatus.
GGUUGCACAUUGUAUCGUUCACCAUCAAUACACCAACAGAUGACAAAAUAAAUCCAUGCUUCCUUGACUAAUAAAUAAUAACAGCCUGAUACCAGAGAGAUCCGCAGUGCACUUACCUGGGCGCCACAGAGUCACGAGCUCUUUCUCCCUGCACUGCCACGUCAUUCACAAUCGUCGCUCGCAUCCCGGGGAAACUCGCUCGUGCUCUCUCUGUCGGACGUGUCUGUCCCACAAAAUCGGCUGGUGAGGAGAAUAAUAAAACGGACGACAUUCUCAGUCUCACCGGUGACACGGGGGAUCAUGGGGGGAUCGCAGAGUGUGGAAAUACCCGGAGGUGGUUCGGAGGGCUAUCAUGUUCUCAGGGUGCAGGAGAAUUCUCCCGGGCACAGAGCAGGUCUGGAGCCGUUCUUUGACUUCAUUGUGUCCAUCAACAACACUAGACUGAACAAGGAUAAUGACACACUGAAAGAUAUUCUGAAGGCCAGCGUUGAAAAGCCUGUAAAGAUGCUGGUGUACAGCAGCAAGACGCUCGAGCUGAGGGAAGCCACUGUUACCCCUAGCAAUAUGUGGGGUGGACAGGGCCUUCUGGGUGUCAGCAUCCGCUUUUGCAGUUUUGAGGGAGCCAAUGAAAACGUCUGGCACGUUUUGGAAUUGGAGCCAAAUUCUCCUGCAGCUUUAGCAGGAUUAAGGCCACACACUGACUACAUCAUUGGAGCAGAUACUGUUAUGAAUGAGUCAGAAGACUUAUUCUCAUUGAUCGAAACCCAUGAGGGCAAAGGACUGAAACUCUACGUCUACAACACAGACACUGAUAACUGCAGAGAAGUGGUCAUUACGCCAAAUAGUGCCUGGGGUGGAGAGGGCAGUCUCGGUUGUGGCAUUGGCUAUGGUUACCUGCACAGAAUCCCUACUCUGCCAUUUGAAGAGGGCAAGAAAAUUAGUUUUCCUGGACACACCACCAGUGAGCCAGCCAGCCCGCUGAAGGAUGGUUUCACAGAGGUACAGCUGUCCGCAGUAAUUCCACCCCCUGUGUCACAGCCAGCCCGAGGGCUUGAAGACAGCCUGUCUGGCCUGUCACUCAGUGCUGCCCCGUCUCAAAUGCCCAGCGAGCUCCACACAGGUGUUCCCACAGUCCCCCUGUUGCCCACUCAUGUCACCCAAGGGUUGGGUUCCCUUCCCUUUGCCAACCCCUCUACCACCCUACCAGGUUUGAUGCCUUUACCGUCUGGCCUCCCUCCCCUACCAAACCUACCGAACCUCAAUAUACCAUUACCGGACUUUAGUGCUGUAACGUUAGCUGGAAUCAGUGGGUUGCCUCCCACCACAGCAGGUUUGCCCCCUCUCCCCUCCCUCCCUCCUUUGAACCUGCCUGGCAUCUCUCCUCUGCCCAUGCCAGCCAUUCACCCCUCUACACUGCACAGCAUGCCAGGGGUAACGCUGCCCUCCAACUUGGCACCCUCUGAUCUGGUACCACCCAUCUCCUUAAUGGCCCAGCAGACUCCAGCACUAAUACUGGAUGCCACAGCCACCCCUGCAGUCAAAGGCACGCCCUCAGAGAUGCCCGUUGCCACAGAAACGAGUUAUGCACUGGCGGCCACAGAGUCCUCAUAACGAUCAGACCAUGGCCUGGGAGUGUCCUCCUGUAUCUAAUGUAUUUAUUCAGUAAAAAAAAAUAUUUCAGUGUGCAAACACACAUAUUAACAAUUCUGUUGAAAGACACCAGAGAUGAGGGAGUGAUGGACAGAUUUGAAAUUAAAAUAUUAAAAAUAAAUGAAAAACAGCAAGAAUGGCUGUUGGUGAUGAGCAUGUAUGUCCAGUUUGAGUCUGUGCUUUCUCAAGCUUUUUCUUUCUGUAUAUCUGUAAGCAACAUUCAAAUGUUAGUAUAACAUUCACUGUAAUUACAAAUUGUUAUGUGAUUUUUAAUGUGUGUGCUUUCUUUGAACCAUGUUCAUUGCUCUUAUUUUCUCAGAACAUCCUGUAUACAUCAGACUGGGCCACUUUCUCUCGCUGGCACCUUCAGUAAGAUAGCGCUGUUAACGUAAAGAAAUACACGUGUGCUGCAGGGCUGAAUGUGUGCUUGUGCACUUUGAAGAUAGUAAGGGAAUCUUAUUCAAACAUACACAAGCAAUAAACUACCCAGUUUUACACUA